AGCGAGUCCACCCAAGGGGCAUCUCCGACUCCCCGAGCCCCUCCAUCGUCAGGCAAACUCUCAAUGACCAAUAGAUCACCAGCCUCACUCGUGCGUCCCAAAAUCGUCGGAACAUUCUCACGGUUACUUUGUCACCCACGAGCCUCAUCUUCGUUCUGGGACACUCGCGCCAAACCCCUUUUCGUUAUCGACCGAAAAAUGACGACGAAUGGCGCCCCUCCUACCGACGCCUCGCCGCGAAAGCUGAGGAUCCUCAUGCUCCAUGGUCCUAACCCCAACCCCACCCCGAUUGAGAAAGUAGCACCACAUACUAACCCCCUCACCUCCUAGGCUUCACACAAUCCGGACCCCUUUUCCGCUCCAAAACGCGCGCCCUCGAAAAACUCCUCAUCAAAGCCUUCCCACCCACUCCCAAAUCUCUCUAUCCAGGCGGCGUCGCCCUCAUCUACCCCACCGGUCCAAUCCAGCUGCAACCAGCAGACAUACCCGGGUUCUCCAUAACCGAUGCUUCGGGCGAGGGACGCGACGCCUGGGGCUGGUGGACGAAGUCUCCUUUCUCUGCUGCUUCCCAUCCCACAGGUAAGGAGAAGGACGUCGAGUAUACUGGAUUGGCAGAGGGCAUGGCUGUGAUAAGGGACACGAUCAAGGAGAAUGGGGGUGUGGAUGGGGUGAUUGGGUUUAGUCAAGGGGGGUGCGCUUCCUUGUUCGUUGCGUCACUUCUUGAGCCGGGCCGCGCGGAGUCAUUCAAGCAGAAGAACAAAUUAGGAGACGAAGCACUUGCGUUUCUCGAAGGUUGGGAGGAGCUGCAAAAGUUUCAGCAGGAGAAGGUGGGAGGCUUGAAAUUCGCUGUUUCCUAUAGUGGUUUCUUCGCUCCAAGUGAGAGAUACAAGCCAUUUUAUGAUCCAGAAAUCCAGACGCCAAGUUUACAUUUUAUCGGGAGUUUAGAUAGCGUCGUUGAAGAAAGUCGCCCCUUAGGUCUGAUUGACAGAUGCAACGAAAAGACGAGACAAGUUUUAUACCAUCCGGGAGGUCAUUUCGUGCCCGUUGGAAAGGAGAUGGCUUCCGUUCUGGUAGGCUUCAUAAGGGACAGAACAACAGUGGCCGAGGAAAAGAAAGAAAAAAGUGUCGAAGACAUGGACUUUCCAUUUUAGAGAAUCAUUAUUUCACGAUUUGACGAUUUCAUAGCGAGGAGUUUUGGGAGACAAUACACCAGGGAUAUUAAAAUACGUUGCUCACGGGAUUUAGAUACCUAGAGUCUAGACUAGUGUACAGAGGCAUCAAAAUAGAAAAGAUGCUAUUAGAAAAAUU
This is a messenger RNA of Hymenoscyphus albidus, 1308 nucleotides long. NCBI's taxonomy places the organism in Eukaryota, Fungi, Ascomycota, Leotiomycetes, Helotiales, Helotiaceae. The record is from the annotation of a GenBank genome assembly.